CGGCCUCUGAUCUAAAACGCGGCCGUAGAAAACCCGAAGCAACAAAUAGCAGUUGCACCUUGAAAUUGGUAACUGCGAGUUUAUCGCAACGCCGCCUCUUCUGACGACACUCAGCUCUCCUCUCCUGUCCCCGCCCGCCCCGCUUUCCCUGUUGCUCUUAUAUUAAAUGUUAAAAAAAUAAUUACUGACUUAAUACUCUCAUUUAAUUAUCAUUUAUAUGAAUCCGAUUCUUCGUAUUCAUCUUUUCCCCAGCAUCGAGAAACUGCAGUUGCAUAGAGAGAGAGAGAAAGGUAGGGGUAGGGGAAAAGAUGGUGAAAUUAGCGGCAGCUGUAAUAGUGCCGUUGGGCGUUCUCUUCUUCCUCUCUGGCCUCGUCAUCAAUCUCUUUCAGGCGAUAUUUUUUGUCCUGAUAAGGCCACUAUCCAAGAGUACGUACAGGAGGAUAAACAGAGUGUUGGCAGAGCUACUGUGGUUGGAGCUCGUUUGGAUAGUUGAUUGGUGGGCUGGAGUUAAGAUUCAACUCUAUACAGAUUCUGAAACCUUUAAGUUGAUGGGUAAAGAACAUGCACUUGUUAUAUCUAAUCACAAGAGUGAUAUUGAUUGGCUUGUUGGAUGGGUUCUGGCUCAGCGAUCAGGUUGCUUGGGUAGCACUCUGGCAGUCAUGAAGAAAUCAUCAAAGCUUCUUCCGGUCAUUGGCUGGUCCAUGUGGUUUUCUGAGUAUCUUUUUCUUGAAAGAAGCUGGGCCAAAGAUGAGAGCACUUUGAAGUCAGGGCUUGAACGGCUAAGGGAUUAUCCUCUGCCCUUUUGGCUAGCGCUUUUUGUUGAAGGGACUCGUUUUACACAAGCAAAGCUCUUAGCUGCUCAAGAAUAUGCAGCAUCAUCUGGGUUGCCUGUUCCUAGGAAUGUUUUGAUUCCCCGUACUAAGGGUUUUGUUACAUCUGUCAGUCACAUGCGGUCAUUUGUCCCAGCCAUAUAUGAUGUCACAGUUGCUAUUCCCAAAAGUUCACAAGCACCAACAAUGACACGACUCUUCAAGGGGCAAUCUUCGGUGGUUCAUGUGCAUCUCAAACGGCACUUGAUGAAGGAUUUGCCAGAAACAGAUGAUGAUGUUGGUCAAUGGUGUAAAGAUAUUUUUGUGGCCAAGGAUGAGUUAUUGGACAAACACAAAAAACAGGAUACUUUUGGUGAGCAACUGUUGAGAGACAUUGGUCGCCCCAAGAAAUCACUUCUGGUGGUGGUCUCAUGGUCUUGUCUGCUGGCUUUUGGGGUCUUGAAGUUUCUCCAGUGGUCAUCACUUCUUUCGUCGUGGAAAGGUCUCACACUUUCAGCAGUUGCCUUAUUGGUGGUUACACUUAUGAUGCAAAUUUUGAUCCGGUUUUCUCAGUCUGAGCGCUCAACUCCUGGUAAGGUUGCUCCAGGAAAGCCUAAGAAUGGGGGAGAUUCUUCAGUAAGUGUACAAAAGCAGCAAUGAAACUCAUCAUCUUAUCAGGCCUUAGAUAGAACUUGCGACUUCAGCCUUCAUUAUGAUAGAAACAUGUGGCAUUUGUAUCAUGUAGUCUAUCAUUCCAUUUUAAAUUUGUAUUUUUUGACGGUAAGCUUGUCUGGGACCGAUUUUUGUACGAAGAUAGACAUCGUCUGCAUAUCAAUUGGUGAAUUGCUUUCCAACUGGGCUGAUCU
Messenger RNA from Coffea arabica (coffee), 1675 nucleotides. Its product is annotated as 1-acyl-sn-glycerol-3-phosphate acyltransferase 2-like. NCBI's taxonomy places the organism in Eukaryota, Viridiplantae, Streptophyta, Magnoliopsida, Gentianales, Rubiaceae. Gene Ontology annotation, cellular component: endomembrane system. The record is from RefSeq and is a predicted model, not a curated record. Gene Ontology annotation, molecular function: 1-acylglycerol-3-phosphate O-acyltransferase activity.